AUGGCUCGGAUGGGGCUUACGGGCGCCGCUGGACGCUGGUGGGGACUCGCUCUCGGCUUGACCGCAUUCUUCCUCCCAGGCGCCCACGCCCAGGUGGUCCAGGUGAACGACUCCAUGUACGGUUUCAUCGGCACGGACGUGGUCCUGCACUGCAGCUUCGCCAACCCGCUGCCCGGCGUGAAGAUCACCCAGGUCACGUGGCAGAAGGCCACCAACGGCUCCAAGCAGAAUGUGGCCAUCUACAACCCCGCCAUGGGCGUCUCCGUGCUGGCUCCCUACCGUGAGCGCGUAGAAUUCCUGCGGCCCUCUUUCACCGACGGCACCAUCCGCCUCUCCCGCCUUGAGCUGGAGGACGAGGGCGUCUACAUCUGCGAGUUCGCCACCUUCCCUGCCGGCAAUCGAGAGAGCCAGCUCAACCUCACUGUAAUGGCCAAACCCACCAACUGGGUAGAGGGCACCCAGACGGUGCUUCGAGCCAAGAAGGGGCAGGAUGACAAGGUCCUGGUGGCCACCUGUACCUCGGCCAACGGGAAGCCUCCCAGCGUGGUGUCCUGGGAAACGCGCCUGAAGGGCGAGGCGGAGUACCAAGAGAUCCGGAACCCCAACGGCACGGUGACCGUCAUUAGCCGCUACCGCCUGGUGCCCAGCCGGGAAGCCCACCAGCAGACCCUGGCCUGCAUCGUCAACUACCACAUGGACCGCUUCCGGGAAAGCCUCACCCUCAACGUGCAGUACGAGCCCGAGGUGACCAUCGAGGGGUUUGAUGGGAACUGGUACCUGCAGCGGACGGAUGUGAAGCUCACGUGCAAAGCCGAUGCUAACCCCCCUGCCACCGACUACCACUGGACCACGCUGAAUGGCUCUCUCCCCAAGGGCGUGGAGGCCCAGAACCGAACCCUCUUCUUCAGGGGGCCUAUCAACUACAGCCUGGCAGGGACCUACGUGUGUGAGGCCACCAACCCCAUCGGCACCCGCUCGGGCCAGGUGGAGGUCAAUAUCACAGAAAAGCCCCUCCCCCAGGAAGACCCUGGAAAUGUGGCCAGGUUUCUAGGGGGUACCGUGGCCAUUGUCCUCAUCCUUGGCGUGGCUCUUGCCAUCUUCAUACUGCAUCACCGACAGCAGAAGAACCAAAUGGAGCCGGACUGUGGCGGGACUUCAAUGCCCUCCUCCCAGAAGCUGGAGCCUCCCCACCGCAGGCAGAGCCACCUUGCACCUGAGGACAUCCAGAUUCUCCACCUGGAGCCAGGGAAGCAGCAGGUGCAGCCGGAAGAAAAAGAAAUGCAACAGCUGGUCCUGCAGACCCCCUACUAUGACCUGGGAACCUCCCCCUCCUACUGCCCCUCGGUAAGGACCACCGAACCUCCGGGAGGGUUCCCCAAACCCAGCUCCAUUCAGCCUGGCCACGAGCCCAGCUGCCUAGAGGGAAAGAGGGCAGAGGAAGCCCAGGAGAUGGGGCAGGGAGGGCACAGCAGCCCUGAGUGGCGCAUGUCCACGGCCGCCAUGGUCCACCCUGGCACCACGGAGGUCUGCUCCGUGCCACGCGGGCCCCUCUUCCUGAGGGACGUAACCCCUGUUGCUCCAGAAGAUCUCAGGGUCACAGCUGGCCUCUGUGGGGAUCAGAGCCAAGGCUGCCCCAAACAGACGGCACUCGGUCGGGAAGGGUCCACACAGAGAAGUUCUGUGGACAUGCUGGUCUCUGAGCAGACGGCCUCGGGCUCUGGCCUAACGGACCCUGAUCUCCGCUAUGCAGAACUGGACACCUCAGCCCUGGAACUGGUGCCAGGGUCAUGGACGACCGUGCCAGGGCCUGGAGAGGUUGUGGAAUAUGCCACCAUCCAGCUGAGCCCACCCUAG
Messenger RNA from Puma concolor (puma), 1854 nucleotides. The record is from RefSeq and is a predicted model, not a curated record. NCBI's taxonomy places the organism in Eukaryota, Metazoa, Chordata, Mammalia, Carnivora, Felidae.